AUGCUGAUGCCAGAAGAUAUCGAUCUGAAUUCGGUGCAAAGGCACGCAGACCCGCUUAAAGUUCUUGUCCAGCAGGCAAUUCUCAGACGGGAGGCUAUGUACAACCCACAGAUCCUUGGAGAAUUCCACCGUCAAUCAAAAGCACGUAGAUCACUCACGGUGGAUGUAGUUAACGAGUGUGAUAGUAGCUACAAUUCAAGGAACGUGAAAGCACGAUCAUGUUUCCUGCCUCCCAAAGAUGCCAUGAGAUAUGAAUUGCUUGCUAAAGAAGCAAGGGUUUCAUCAGUACCCGAGGUACGGUCUACACAUGCACUAAAGCAGGACAUAUUAGAUGAAUCUAGGCAGAAGUCAGUAAACCUCCAACUUUCUGCUGAUGAAUUCAUACAUCAGUCAGGAGAGGACCUUCAAGCAAAAGGAAACAUUUGGAAUCUCUUGAAAGAACCUGCCGAUUUCAAGCAUCGUCCUACCGAUAGAUAUUCUUUUAUGAAUGAGGAGUUGAAGCUUUCUCUUGGUACCAGACGACGCCCUAGACUGUCUGCAUCAAGCACUAGGUUUGAAAAGAAUGGGUAUCUGUACAACAAUCCAAUUGUGAUUGAUUUGGAAGAUUCAGAUGAGAAGACGCAAUAUGAUUAUGCAAGAUGCACUAGAAUGCCUGAUGCACGUGGUAUGGCAACCACUUGCUUUGAUAAAAAUAAGCAUCAGAAUAAUGAUAUGGUGAUAAAUUUGGAAGACUCUGUGCAACACAAUAAUGUAAGACGCCCUAGAAUGCCUGAUAUAAAUGGUGUGCCAAGCACUUGGUUUGGUAAGAACUGGCGUACGAACAAUAAAAUUGUUAUUGAUUUAGAAGUUUCACUUGACAAGGCACAAGAUAGCUUUGUGAGAUGCACGCCUUUCAGCUCUGUCUGCCCUCAGUCAGCUUCCAGGGAGGAAUUGAUAGUCUCAAAAUUUGAGGGGAAGAGAGGAAUGUAUUGUGAAAGAGAUCCCCAUGACAAACCUGGCAAUGGUCAUUCCUCUGGGAGCCAAUUGUUUCUGGACCUUAAUGAAGUUUACCACGGUGAUUCUUCUUACUCUGCUGGUGCAUGCACUGGACUGCUUGGUAGUGUGGAAGAAGGAAUCCGUCCGGUUGGGGCAUGCGAAAAACAAGUCAUCUGCAGGUCAAAUGAAACAUCUGGUGGCAUGCUUAGACCAGAUAAUAAUGUAGCAAAGCCUACUCUUUUGGACCUUAACAUAAAAUGUGAGAGCACAGGGUGCAAGCUGGAAAGCAGUUGUGAUGAUGGUAGAAUUGGUAGUUUUAAGUCCCAGGUAGAAUCUUUUGAAGACGCUGGCAGCGUCGCCGAUGCCAAAACUAACCUUGUUAAGCUGAAGUCAAAUAAUCUGCUACUACAGGAUUUGAACCAUAUGCCUAUUAGGGAGGGAGGAGAAAUGAGUUGUGGUACAAGUGGAGUAGAUGAUCCUGCUUCUUCUUUGUGGACUGAUGAGAGCCAAAAUGCAUUACAUGGCAACAAGUCGCCUGCUUCAUGCAAGUCCUGCAUUUCUGACAAUGAGUCGGGGAGCAUUAAGAGAACAAAUUCCAUAACUGGGCCAAACAUUAACUGUCCUGCAAGGGCAGUGCUGUCUGUUAGCGACGGAGAAAAUGAAGGUCUCCUCAACAAGCAAGAAGAACAACCAGCUAGAGUGGAUGAUGCCAUGAUGAGGAGAGCAGCUGUUUCACUGAUCUGUUUGGCCCUGGAUGACAAUGCAGUUUGUUUUGAAGAUUCUAAGCCGCAGUAUUCUAUUGACUCUUACGAGUUGAUUGCUAUGAAUCUGGCACAAAAUGUGGAUGAUGAAGAUUCUGCAUCGUCAUCAAAGCCAUUUGAAGUGGACUUUGGUAAGGCGAAGGAUCUCGGCUCUAAGUGGAAAAGAGGGAGGAGAUUGAAGGAUUUUCAGAAGGAGAUACUACCUGGGAUUGCAACUCUUUCUAGGCUCGAAAUCCGUGAGGAUAUAAACAUCUUGGAAGGGGUUCUAAGAUCGAGGGAGUACAAGAGAAUGCAGCAGGCCAAGGGUGGAGGUGCUCAGCACGAGGAGAACUGGUCGGGUUUGGCUAGGGGCAAACGAUCUAGAAGGAACUGUACUGGAAGGAGGAAAUCCUCAUGA
Molecule: messenger RNA, 2133 nt
Organism: Linum trigynum
Lineage: Eukaryota; Viridiplantae; Streptophyta; Magnoliopsida; Malpighiales; Linaceae
Source: the annotation of a GenBank genome assembly